GGUCGUCCUGCUUGUUGCUGUCGUCUGUGGUAGAGAGUGAAACAAAUAAAAAGCCAACAUGUCUGAGAAAAAAAUGACAUCAAGUCGGAGGCAUCAUCUGAAGAGCUUAAUGCUGGCGAUUGCCAAAGACCUGCUGGAGGCUGAAGCAGCCGAGGCAGAGGAGGAGAGGAAGAGGUACAUGGAGGAGAACUGCCCCGCCCUGUCCUUACCUGGCUCCACACAGGAACUGCAGGAACUCUGCAAAAAGCUCCAUCAGAAGAUCGAUGCGGUCGAUGAACAGAGAUACGACAUGGAGGGCAAAGUCAGCAAGUGUGACAAGGAGAUUGAGGAUCUAAAAAUGAAAGUGCAGGACCUGAAGGGAAAGUUCAAGAAGCCUGCUCUGAGGAAAGUGCGCAUGUCUGCCGAUGCCAUGCUGCAAGCUCUGCUGGGCUCCAAGCACAAGGUCAACAUGGACCUGAGAGCCAACCUGAAACAGGUCAAGAAGGAGGUCAAAGAGGAGGAAAAGGACGCUGGUGACUGGCGUAAGAACAUCGAGGAUAAGGCCGGCAUGGGCGGCAGGAAGAAGAUGUUUGAAUCAGAUGCCUAAAUUAGCUUCCUUUGCUGGGCUAUUGGUUGCUGGAUUGUUUUGGAUUGUUGGAAUUUUUGGAUUCCUGCUGGCCAGAUGUCCCUCAAUUUUAGCUUUAUUUAUUUCCUGUGGCUUAUACAGUUGAGUAGCACAAAAGGCAGAUGUAUGUAACCAGUGAGAUUUUGCAAAUCUAUACUUUUCCUCUCCAAUAGAUUCAGGUCAGACAUUUUUACCAGAACUAUUUGGUGGGGAAAGUAAAUUUUGUAUUUCGCUGAGAAUUACUACUAAAUAAACAACCGUAAGACAACCUGCAGUUUUAUGGCUUAAUUUUUCUUACAUUCCUUGUUACUGAUGUUUUCAGUAUACAGUUUCAGAUCUCGGAUGAAUGGUCAAAAUCUCAUAGACAGAAAACCUGGCCAGGAAAUCAUUUGACCUGGUCAUCACUCUCCUGGUGGGCUGUUGUGAUAUUAAUAGGAGCUCCAGCUAAGAUCCCUGUACAGUACAUGUGAUAGCAAAAGUCUCUUUCUACUCAACACUCCUGCCAAGGUUGAGAGGGGCCAGUGGUCAUUCACAUUCACAGGUAAACACUAAGGCCUUUCCAGAAGAAAACAUGGAAACAUGGAGUAAAUAAUAAUCCAUAAUCCAACCAGCAGAUGACCAAUGUUGCUUAUGACAAAAAAUAAAAAAUGGAGGUAAUUGAUGGUUGAAAGAUUGUACGUUUUGCAUUUUUAAAUUGCGAUAGUUAAUAAUAUAAUGGGUUAUAAUGGUUGCGUAGUGGAAUUACUUUUUCAGCACCCAAAUGAAUUGUUGCUUGAAUACUUCAAAACUUCAUGCAAUUUUCAGCAUUUUACCACAGGGUGGCGAUAACGAGCUAUUCACUUCAGGAUGGGUUCCGAAUACUGAAGGUGUUUAACAGGAAAAAUCUGCACACACAUCGUCUUAUUUACUACUUUAUCUUUCUAAAAUAGGACGAUUUGCUUCAACUGUAAACUUGGUGGAUUUCAGCGAUGGUUACUCUCCUCAGCUUUUGAGGAGAGGACUUCUGACACACAAACAUGGCCAGAGAGGGCGUCCUGGGCCACAACAGAAGGCCUGCAGUCAUAUAUACACCUUGGCUGUUCAGCUGUCCUCGUCUAACCCGUCCAGCCCUCGUCCAGGCCUGCACACUCCUGUCUUCCUCCUGCUGGGUGUGAAACAAACAGCCUGACAAGAUGUCUGAG
This is a messenger RNA of Anguilla anguilla (European eel), 1785 nucleotides long. RefSeq names its product troponin I, fast skeletal muscle-like. The coding region runs from base 59 to 586 and encodes 175 amino acids. Gene Ontology annotation, biological process: muscle contraction. Gene Ontology annotation, cellular component: troponin complex. The record is from RefSeq and is a predicted model, not a curated record. Lineage: Eukaryota; Metazoa; Chordata; Actinopteri; Anguilliformes; Anguillidae. The transcript is spliced from 10 exons.